CAGUCAGAGAGACAGAGAGAGAGAGGGAGAAAAUAAUGAAAUAAAUCGCCGGGAGAAGAAGAGAGGCAUCGGGGAGAGAGAGGAGGGGAUGUAGCUACGUUUCCUUCCCGACCCAACGUACACACCAGCCAGGAUAAUGUGCUGAAGGAGCCAGAAAGAAAAGGAGGAAGGACACCGAAUCGAUCUACCGCCGCGGGGCCAGAAGAUGGAGGAAGCUCUACCGAGUAAACGGACACCUCUUCCAGGCCAAGCGCUUUAACAGGAAAGCGUACUGUGGCCACUGCAGUGAAAGGAUAUGGGGGCUGGGGAGGCAGGGCUACAAGUGUAUCAACUGCAAACUGCUGGUCCAUAAGCGCUGUCACAAACUCGUCCCUCUGACCUGCCAAAGGCAUAUGGAUCCAGUCAUGCCAUCACAGGAGCCCCCUUUAGAUGAGAAGAAUGAAGAGGUGGACCUCCCCCCUGAACACACAGAGGAUACAGAUGGAAUAACUUUCCUACCACACAGUCGCAAAGUGGACAAAGUGGAAGAGGACUCGAAGGACAUCAAAGAGGUGGUGGGCAGGAUAGAUGGUAUCAAGAUCUCCCAGGAGAUGGCGCUGGGCCUGGGGGACUUUGACCUGAUCCGUGUGAUCGGCCGCGGCAGCUACGCCAAGGUGCUGCUGGUGCGACUCAAGAAGAAUGAACAGAUUUACGCCAUGAAGGUGGUCAAGAAGGAACUGGUGCACGACGAUGAGGACAUUGACUGGGUGCAGACAGAGAAGCAUGUGUUUGAGCAGGCGUCUACCAAUCCGUUUUUAGUGGGCCUUCACUCCUGCUUUCAGACAGAGAGCCGGUUAUUUCUCGUGAUCGAGUACGUCAACGGAGGGGAUCUGAUGUUUCAUAUGCAACGGCAACGGAAACUACCAGAAGAACAUGCGAGAUUCUAUGCUGCUGAAAUUUGUAUCGCUCUGAAUUUCCUGCACGAAAAGGGAAUCAUCUACCGAGAUUUGAAACUGGACAACGUCCUCUUGGAUCACGAGGGACACAUCAAGCUCACAGACUACGGGAUGUGCAAGGAGGGCAUCAGACCUGGAGACACCACCAGUACAUUCUGUGGAACCCCCAACUACAUCGGCCCUGAGAUCCUCAGAGGGGAAGACUAUGGGUUCAGUGUUGACUGGUGGGCGUUAGGCGUGCUUAUGUUUGAGAUGAUGGCCGGGAGGUCCCCUUUUGACAUCAUCACCGACAAUCCUGACAUGAAUACCGAGGAGUACCUCUUCCAAGUUAUUCUGGAAAAAACUAUUCGCAUCCCAAGGUCCCUGUCGGUAAAGGCUGCCAGCGUGCUGAAGGGCUUUUUAAACAAGGACCCCAAAGAGCGUCUGGGUUGCCAGGUCCAAACGGGCUUCGCUGACAUCAAGUCGCACACGUUUUUCCGCAGUAUAGACUGGGACCAGCUGGAGAAGAAACAGAUGGCCCCGCCUUUCAAGCCCCAGAUCACAGACGACUACGGCCUAGAGAACUUUGACACCCAGUUCACCAACGAACCAGUGCAGCUUACACCGGACGACGAGGACAUCAUCAAGAGAAUAGACCAGUCUGAGUUUGAGGGAUUUGAAUACAUCAACCCCCUGCUGCUAUCCACGGAGGAGUCUGUAUGAGGGGGAGGAGACCUCCUUUUCUUCUCCCACCUGUGUCUGUCUACUGCCCCGUCCACCCCCACCCCUCUCUCAGCCAAAUCAAUGAACAACUCCCUCUGGCGAGGAGGAGUGGGAUGGAGGGAGAACAAAGGGAGGACAAGAAAUUCUCGGCUUUGCACGAGGGACGAGGCUCGAGGACACAAAUGCAAAAAGGAGCCUUUUUUCUUUUGUCGUGGAUCUCCCACAAUGGAUUGCAUUAUUCUGUCGCCGGGGAAAAACUCUUUGGAGGUGGUCAACACAACAAAAUACACAGGAACAUUCUCAAAACUCAGUUGUUGAUUGUCUUCCUGUUUUUUUGGCUUCGCGGUUUUGAUUGUUUCCCCCAGCAACUCAAUUUCUGUGUCAGCAGCACGGCAGAAAGCAACGUAAUUCUGUGCCUGCCAUUGUAGAACCCGACUUUUACAUCCCCCCCCCCCCCCCCCCCCGGUGGAAUAUGAAGGUUCUACGACUCAGAACUUGAAUUUAUGUUGUAGGAAGCUUCGCUGCCUCGAGCAAAACUAGAAUGUACAAUGAUGAAGGAAAAAAAUAAUGCUAGAAGUUAUUCUUGUGUAUUCUACUGUAGGUAGCUGUCUUUUUAUUGAUUCUAAAUGGUUCCUUUUAUUCAUGACCAUGGACUUCGUUUAUUUUCUUCAGCCAGUUUGAUUUUCAGCCAAUUCAUUUUUUAAUUUAAGAAGUGCCUCAAAGAUCUAAUCUACAUCAUGUUUCUGAUUGCACUCAGCGAUUGUUUCCAUUUCCCUUCAGCUGCCUGGGUGGUUGGUCAGUUCCAUUCAGCUGCCUGGGUGGUCGGUCAGUUCCCUUCAGCUGCCUGGUGGGUUGGUCAGUUCCAUUCAGCUGCCUGGGUGGUCGGUCAGUUCCAUUCAGCUGCCUGGGUGGUCGGUCAGUUCCCUUCAGCUGCCUGGUGGGUCGGUCAGUUCCCUUCAGCUGCCUGGUGGGUUGGUCAGUUCCCUUCAGCUGCCUGGGUGGUUGGUCAGUUCCCUUCAGCUGCCUGGGUGGUUGGUCAGUUCCCUUCAGCUGCCUGGUGAGUUGGUCAGUUCCCUUCAGCUGCCUGGUGGGUUGGUCAGUUCCCUUCAGCUGCCUGGUGGGUUGGUCAGUUCCCUUCAGCUGCCUGGAGGGUUGGUCAGUUCCCUUCAGCUGCCUGGUGGGUUGGUCAGUUCCCUUCAGCUGCUUGAUGGGUUGGUCAGUUCCCUUCAGCUGCCUGGUGGUUGGUCAGUUCCCUUCAGCUGCCUGGUGGGUUGGUCAGUUCCCUUCAGCUGCCUGGUGGGUUGGUCAGUUCCCUUCAGCUGCCUGGGGGGUUGGUCAGUUCCCUUCAGCUGCCUGGGGGGUUGGUCAGUUCCCUUCAGCUGCCUGGGGGGUUGGUCAGUUCCCUUCAGCUGCCUGGUGGGUUGGUCAGUUCCCUUCAGCUGCCUGGGGGGUUGGUCAGUUCCCUUCAGCUGCAUGGUGGUUGGUCAGUUCCAUUCAGCUGCCUGGUGGUUGGUCAGUUCCAUUCAGCUGCCUGGUGGGUUGGUCAGUUCCCUUCAGCUGCCUGGGUGGUUGGUCAGUUCCCUUCAGCUGCCUGGUGGGUUGGUCAGUUCCAUUCAGCUGCCUGGUGUGUUGGUCAGUUCCAUUCAUCUGCCUGGUGGGUUGGUCAGUUCCAUUCAGCUGCCUGGGUGGUUGGUCAGUUCCCUUCAGCUGCCUGGGUGGUUGGUCAGUUCCCUUCAGCUGCCUGGUGGGUUGGUCAGUUCCCUUCAGCUGCCUGAUGGGUUGGUCAGUUCCCUUCAGCUGCCUGGUGGGUUGGUCAGUUCCCUUCAGCUGCCUGGUGGGUUGGUCAGUUCCCUUCAGCUGCCUGAUGGGUUGGUCAGUUCCCUUCAGCUGCCUGGUGGGUUGGUCUGCUGGUGAAGAAAGCCAUUGGAACACAUCAUUCAUAAAGACCACAGGUCCUCAAUUCUAAGAAGUUUUCAUGCACUGAUUUGUUCAUUAAUUGUGCAUACACUAAAAUGUAAACUAUGCCAAUGUUUUAAGAGUUAAAGAUUUAACAACCUUCAGCUUGAUGAUCACCCUGAGCUUGAUCAUCACAACACAAACUAUCGUCUGUGGGUGAACAGAAUUCUGAACGAUAAUGCAUAGUCCUCCGCACUAAAGUCUGGGCUACACUACGUCACUUAGAACAUCUUAACAAUUCCAAGUUGCCAUAGUACGUUGCCAUGGUAAGUUGCCAUAGUACGUUGCCAUAAACAGCAUAAAGAUGUAAGUUAGUUGAUCGCCGUAGAUUGUGAGUGAAGUACGUUUUAAUGGGGAACUCGUUCUAAAUUGUGCAUUGUCACAUUUUGAGAACUGAUCGAACGCUCAAAUGUUGUAUAACAACUCAUUUUAUAAAUGAGGCCCCAUGUCUUAUGCCAUUUGAAUGGUUGCUUCUUUAAAAUGAACGUUGUGGAGCACAGUAGCCAGCUUCUGAUGAAAGCAUGGUUAUAUAUGGUUAAAUACAGUACAGGGCUACAUCACUCCUGAAUGAUUGAACCUUUUAACUUAUUGUCUGCGUACACUGGUGCAAAAUGUGACAAACUGUGUUGGAUGUCAGUGACUGGCAGGCUGGUGAUUUGGACUUUGACUGCACAGCAGAAGGCUACACUGAUUAUAAUAGUUGAGGGCUGGACAUGGUGGUGGGGGAAGACAUUGUUAAGGUGCACAUGCUGACCUGCACUACAACUGACCUGUAAUCAGUGAAUAGGGGCGAGAUUAAUGAAGCUGUGGCAUAUCCACAGAUUAGUCGCAUACUCGAGAAAACACACACACACACACACACACACACACACACACACAGUUCAACAAGCAAGCAUUCUCUUCAUCUACGUAAGGGGAGAUUCCACUUUUUCAAAGCCCUUUUACUUUUGAUAUCACAUCAGUGUCACCAUUUUGUUUUAUUUAUGAACUGUGUUUUAUGUUGAACUCAAAAGGAAUACAUUCACAUGACAUUGUCUGGCGAGAGACCAACGGAUUAACUGAAGCGGUAGCUCCUGCAAUUGUUGCUAACGCUUAAAAGCAACGGCCAUUUUAAACCAGAAAAAGAGAAAAGAAAGGUUGGAUCUCAAUUGUUUUUUCUUUGAUUCCUCACAUCCUCUAUUCUCGUCUCCUCUCGUCUCCUCUCGUCUCCUCAAAAUGCAUUAGAGCAGAAGACUGGCGGUUCCUCCCAAUACAAUUGAGAUUCCCUUAAAGAGUAUCUGUAAAAAUGGUAUUUAGUACAUGAUUUUUUGUGUGUUUUAAAACAUAUUUGCUGGUUGGAUGUGCUUAAUUCUGCUUUAACGCAUCUCUGUAAAUAUCUGUAAUUAUUAAAAACAAAAAUGUUUUUCCGUGAA
This is a messenger RNA of Oncorhynchus kisutch (coho salmon), 5005 nucleotides long. RefSeq names its product protein kinase C zeta type-like. Gene Ontology annotation, molecular function: ATP binding; protein serine/threonine kinase activity. The coding region runs from base 393 to 1637 and encodes 414 amino acids. Gene Ontology annotation, biological process: protein phosphorylation. NCBI's taxonomy places the organism in Eukaryota, Metazoa, Chordata, Actinopteri, Salmoniformes, Salmonidae. The transcript is spliced from 15 exons. The record is from RefSeq and is a predicted model, not a curated record.